AUGAAUAUUAUUGUCUGGAACGUCCGGGGGCUUACGGACGAAUCUAGAUGUCUUUUAAAGGAGCAUUCUCGCUCUUUUAAUCCCGUUAUUAUUGGUAUUGUGGAACCUAAAGUGGAUUUCAGCAAAGUUCCUGCUAAUUAUUGGCAUUCCAUCAACAUGGUUGCUCGGCAUCAAAAUUCCCGCCAUCGGAUGUGCUCGAACAUUUGGCUCCUGGCACAUCCCUCAGUUGCCACGACUGUCGUUUGGUCCUCGGAUCAGACGAUCAUUACAGAUUGCGUCUGGAAUUCUUUCUCCUUUCGCAUUGCUGUUGUUCAUGGAUCUAACUGCCCUAUGGAUCGUCGAAAGCUGUGGAUUGAUCUUCUUAAUCACACAAAUGGCUCCACCAUUUUUAUGGGUGAUUUUAAUGCUGUGAAAGGAGCGCACGAACGUAUUAGUACGGUUAGCCCCAAUCGCCAGUCGUGUAGGGAUUUCUGCGAGUUCAUUGAAGCUACGCAAUUUAUCGAACCGCCCACUUCGGGGCUUAAGUUUACCUGGUCUGGGCGUCGGUUUCUUCCUCGACAUGUUGAGUCUUUGAUUGACCGUGUGCUGGUCUCGGACUCGUUUGCUCAGAAUUGGAGGGCGAUUAACACUCAUGUCUUGCCAAGGGUCACCUCAGAUCAUUCGCCGCUGGUCUUUCAAUGCUCUGGGUCGGAAGUCCGAAGAAGGAACUCUUUUAGGUUCCUGACUAUGUGGACUUCUCAUGAUAAUUUUUUGGAAGUGGUGGAACAGUCUUGGAACCAACAGAUACAGACGCGGUGUCCUAUUUUUCGGGUGAUGGCGAAGCUCCGGAGGUUGCGUGGGGUCCUUAAGUCUUGGAAUAAGGAGGUCUUCGGCAAUGUGGAUGUUUCUAUAGGUGAGAUGGGCGACAAGCUUGCUGAGAUACAGGAGAGGAUUUCUGCCUCAGGUUACACGGAUGAGUUAUUCAAUGAGGAGAUCGCGGCUCAGGCUGGUUUGAAUGUCAUUCUUUCUCGCAAGAAUGAAUUUUUGAGACAAAAAAGCAGAAUCAAUUGGCUUCAAGACGGUGAUCGCAACUCGUCUUUCUUUCAUAACAUGAUCAAGUUCAGAAAACAACACCUCAAUAUUGGUCACCUGCAAAUCGAUGGAGUUGUUACUACUGACUCUGGGCGGAUUGAGCGACAUAUUAUCGAUUACUUUUCUCAGCUUUUUAAGGAGACGGAUAAUCGUUGGGUUGAGACGGUGGAACUUGAGGCAAUUAUUGAGCAUUCUAUUUCUGAUAAUCACAAUGAUAUGCUUAUUAGCCUUCCAGAGGAGGUGGAGAUCUCGGCGGCGGUGCACAGUAUGGAGUCGUCUAGCGCCCCUAGACCUGAUGGAUUCUCAGGGGCUUUUUUCCAUUCUUGUUGGAAGAUCGUGAAGGAUGAUGUUGUUAGCGCGGUUCGUGCUUUCUUUAGAAAAUCAUACUUGCCGAAUGGGUGCAAUGCCAGUACUCUAAUUCUUAUCCCGAAGAAGGAAGAGGUGGUAACGGUAGCUGAUCUUCGUCCGAUCAUUCUUUCGAAUUUCUUUUUCAAGAUUAUCUCUAAAAUUCUUGCUUCUCGGCGAAGUGUGAUUGCUGCUCGCUGUGUCUCGAAUAACCAGUUUGGUUUUAUUGCGGGUCGUUCGAUUCAUGAUUGUAUCAUGUUGGGAUCAGAGGGAUUCAACUGUAUGAAACGGGUGAAUCGUGGAUCUAAUAUGGCUUGCAAAAUUGAUAUUCGGAAAGCUUUUGAUACUAUGAGCUGGAGUUUUAUCCUUCAAGUGCUUAGGGUUUUCGGUUUUCAUGAGAAAUUCGUGAACUGGAUUUCUAUUAUUUUUCACUCCGCCAGGAUUUCGAUUCUUUAUAAUGGGCAGUUAAGUGGUUAUUUCAGUUGA
Molecule: messenger RNA, 1902 nt
Organism: Salvia miltiorrhiza (redroot sage)
Lineage: Eukaryota; Viridiplantae; Streptophyta; Magnoliopsida; Lamiales; Lamiaceae
Exons: 1
Coding region: 1-1902 (633 amino acids)
Molecular function (GO): catalytic activity
Source: RefSeq, a predicted model, not a curated record